CAUAAUUACUUUGUUCUACAUUAUAUCUAAACCUUUCAUUAAAUGAGUGAUGAUGGAAAAGAAAUCAACAUUGUUAUGAAAAAAGGAUAACUUAGUAUGCAACCAUCUUAUCUAUAUAGAUGAAAUAGAUUGGCACCAAUGGGCUCUGCCAAUUCAUUUGGAAUCUAAUGAAAGAUUUUAUCUUCCCACAGCUUAGUUCAGGGCCAUACCUAGAAUACUGCAGAGGAGAAUACAUUUUAGCAAUCCAUAUACCAACUCCAUUCUUAAGUCCUUCUUUCAUAAGUCCUUUUGGAAGCUAUUGUACAGUUCACCAGAGAGCAAGGAAUUCUGAAUUUUUAAAAGAGAAGCGAGGAAAAACUACACAGAAAAAGUUUUUCCAGGCGAAAUAAAGAGUGAGGCCUUCAGACUUAUGGGAUAGAACAGUAACCAUAUCACAUAACAAUGAUGUGAAAUUUCUUUGUGAAUGAAGGCAAUAAGCAUCUUUAGUGAAGUCAGUAUUUUUGAACCUUCCUGUAUGCAAAAGGAAUCCAAUAGCAUACCUCUCUUUGAAACUGGUGUCAUUGCUAUUUUAUGAGCCAGUCUGCCGAUGAUGCUGCAGUUUUGGUGUAUCUGAUGUAUACCAUCUGAAUGAAAGAAUUUAACCUCAAUAUAUCUGAGUAUUUAAAAACAAGUUUUUUGCUGUCUUAGAUUCUAGAUAAUUCUUUUAUUGUAGCUAUAUAUCAGUGUCUAAUUUUAAAAUCUAUCUCAUAUAUUAUGAAGAUACUGGAGAUUUAUAUAUUAGCUUGCCAAAGUACUAUAUUGAUCCUUUAAAUUGCCUUAUUAGACUUUUCUUUUGGCACUGUUCACAUAGUUGCUGUAUUUUACAAUAUGAGUUUAUAGUAAAACCUAAAGAGGAAUCAGAGGAGCUUGUAGCUUUAAAACACGAGAUGCUUACAGUUUUUUAAUAUAAAUUGUUCCCAGAAUCCAUGUCACAGCUCCUUCUAUGGUGCUGCUUUUUUUUCUCUUUCUCUCGGUUGCUAUGACAACAGCAGCACUGCGCCAUUCAUCAGCUCUGGACUCAGGCUGCUCUGUUAGCCUUCCAUGUUACUCCUGAAUGUUAAGAACAUCCGUGAAUCAUUCACUCUGGUUAACGCUGCGCCAUUAGAAACCUCAGAACCAGUUCUUCAGCAAUUUUCUCUACCAGAAGAGUAAACUAAACUGCGCCACAGAGAAAACCAUAUAAAAAUAUUUCUCUCAAAUGGGAUUGUACAAUCUGUAUUUGCUGCAGUAUUCUGAAAAAAAAAAUAACUUCAUGCCAAGCAACCUAACAAAAGGAGCUCAUCCGUAUAUUUUUUGAAAUCAUUAGAUGUUCAAAACAAGUAUAGCAGUGCUUGCUUGUGUGGAUACAAAAAGAAGCAGGUGAUGUUGUUAGGGGCUGUCCGCCCCUUUGGGAGCAUCUCUUGUGCAUUGGGACUAUAAUCAACAUCUGCUAGAAGUGUCACCUGUAAGUCAUAGUAAGUUGUUGGCAGUGAGAAGAGCUGGCUGGAGAAGAUUAAAGGCUGGAUCAUUACUAAUGUGUCAGAACCAACGACAUGGCCAGUGAAUACGCCUGGAAAUGGGAAGCCAACUGCAGAGUAUUGACAGAUGAGAAAGGAAGAGGGAAGGCUCCCCUCUGAGGAAGGCAAAGUUUGUUGAGAGCCCACGAAUUCCAGAGUCCGAGCUUGGCUCCCCAACCCUCACUUCAGCUCAGAAACUGGAUGUGGAUGCAUACUGCCCUGGUGAUGUUGAACAAGAACUUGGCCCACCUCCAUCUGUAGAUGAGGCAGCAAACACACUCAUGACUCGUCUGGGUUUCCUCCUUGGAGAGAAAGUCACAGAAGUACAACCAAGUGACCAAUAUAGCAUGGAGGUACAGGAUGAAAAUCAGACUUCAGCAAUCACCCAGAGAAUAAGUCCCUGCUCCACCUUGACUAGCAGCACUGCCUCUCCACCAGCCAGCAGCCCCUGCUCUACCCUCCCACCAGUCAGUACAAAUGCAGCUGCCAAGGACUGUAGCUAUGGGGCUGUCACCAGCCCCACCUCCACCCUAGAAAGCAGAGACAGUGGCAUCAUUGCAACAUUAACAAAUUAUUCUGAAAACAUGGAGCGAACAAAAUAUGUUGGAGAAGGCAGUAAAGAAUUAGGGUCUGGAGGAAACCUAAAGCCAUGGCAGUCUCAAAAAUCCAGCAUGGACUCUUGUCUGUACCGAGUGGAUGAAAACAUGGCUGCAUCCACAUACAGUCUGAACAAGAUCCCGGAGCGAAAUCUGGAAACAGUUUUAUCGCAAUCAGUACAGUCUAUUCCGUUGUAUCUCAUGCCUCGGCCAAAUUCUGUAGCAGCCACCAGCUCUGCCCACUUGGAGGAUCUUGCUUACCUGGAUGAGCAGAGACACACUCCUUUGAGGACAUCCCUUAGAAUGCCAAGACAGAGCCUGAGCGGUGCUCGCACACAGCAGGAUCUCAGAGUUCGCUUUGCACCUUACAGACCUCCAGACAUCUCCCUGAAGCCCCUACUCUUUGAAGUGCCCAGCAUUACCACAGAGUCAGUGUUUGUUGGUCGAGAUUGGGUAUUCCAUGAGAUUGAUGCUCAGCUUCAGAGUUCCAAUGCCAGCGUGAACCAAGGAGUAGUGAUUGUGGGAAACAUUGGGUUCGGCAAAACUGCCAUCAUCUCCAGACUGGUGGCCCUCAGCUGCCAUGGUACACGGAUGAGACAGAUCGCCUCUGACAGCCCACACGCCUCCCCCAAACAUGUGGACGCCAACAGAGAGCUACCACUCACCCAAGCACCUUCAGCUCAUUCAUCUAUUACCAGUGGAAGCUGCCCAGGAACUCCAGAAAUGCGCAGGCGGCAAGAGGAAGCCAUGCGAAGACUUGCCUCACAGGUGGUUGCCUAUCACUAUUGCCAGGCAGAUAAUGCCUACACCUGCCUGGUACCAGAAUUCGUCCACAAUGUUGCUGCCCUGCUCUGCCGCUCACCUCAGCUGACAGCUUACCGGGAACAGCUUCUUCGGGAGCCUCACCUGCAGAGCAUGCUAAGCCUCCGGUCCUGUGUUCAAGACCCCAUGGCCUCCUUCCGGAGAGGAGUCCUAGAGCCCUUGGAGAACCUCCACAAAGAGAGAAAAAUCCCAGAUGAAGAUUUCAUCAUUUUAAUUGAUGGAUUAAAUGAAGCAGAAUUUCACAAACCGGAUUAUGGGGAUACAAUUGUAUCAUUUCUAAGUAAAAUGAUUGGAAAUUUUCCUUCUUGGCUCAAACUAAUUGUAACAGUUAGGACCAGUUUACAGGAAAUUACCAAGUUGCUGCCUUUCCAUAGGAUUUUUUUGGAUCGACUAGAAGAGAAUGAAGCCAUAGACCAGGACCUGCAGGCUUACAUCCUGCACCGGAUUCACAGCAGCUCAGAGAUCCAGAAUAACAUCUCACUUAAUGGCAAGAUGGACAAUACUACAUUUGGCAAACUCAGUUCUCACCUCAAGACCCUCAGUCAAGGGUCCUAUCUAUACCUGAAACUCACAUUUGACCUCAUAGAGAAAGGCUACCUAGUGCUAAAGAGUUCUAGCUACAAAGUCGUUCCUGUUUCGCUCUCUGAGGUUUAUUUACUCCAGUGCAAUAUGAAGUUCCCAACUCAGUCUUCCUUUGACCGGGUGAUGCCUCUCCUGAAUGUGGCAGUAGCCUCUCUCCACCCACUUACUGAUGAACAUAUUUUCCAGGCCAUCAAUGCUGGGAGCAUUGAAGGCACACUAGAAUGGGAAGACUUUCAACAAAGGAUGGAGAACCUCUCCAUGUUCCUCAUCAAGCGCAGAGACAUGACUCGGAUGUUUGUGCAUCCUUCUUUUCGAGAAUGGCUUAUCUGGAGAGAAGAAGGAGAGAAAACCAAAUUUCUCUGUGAUCCCAGGAGUGGCCACACAUUACUUGCCUUCUGGUUCUCCCGCCAAGAGGGGAAACUAAACCGACAGCAGACUAUUGAACUAGGACAUCACAUCCUCAAAGCACACAUCUUUAAGGGUUUGAGUAAAAAGGUUGGUGUAUCAUCCUCCAUCCUCCAAGGCCUCUGGAUCUCCUAUAGCACAGAAGGUCUUUCCAUGGCAUUGGCCUCUUUGCGAAAUCUCUACACUCCAAAUAUAAAGGUCAGCAGACUGCUGAUUCUGGGAGGUGCCAAUAUUAAUUACCGGACAGAGGUUCUAAAUAAUGCUCCUAUCCUAUGUGUCCAGUCUCACCUUGGAUACACAGAAAUGGUGGCCCUGCUUUUGGAGUUCGGGGCCAAUGUGGAUGCCUCUUCUGAGAGUGGCCUGACUCCCCUGGGGUAUGCUGCAGCAGCAGGCUUCCUGAGCAUCGUGGUGUUGCUGUGCAAGAAACGGGCCAAGGUGGAUCACUUGGAUAAGAAUGGACAGUGUGCUUUGGUUCAUGCUGCUCUGCGAGGUCAUCUAGAGGUUGUCAAGUUUCUGAUUCAGUGUGACUGGACAAUGGCUGGCCAGCAGCAAGGAGUGUUUAAGAAGAGCCACGCCAUCCAGCAGGCCCUCAUUGCUGCAGCCAGCAUGGGUUACACUGAGAUUGUCUCCUACCUACUUGAUCUUCCAGAAAAAGAUGAAGAGGAAGUGGAGCGAGCACAAAUCAACAGUUUUGACAGUCUCUGGGGAGAGACAGCCCUGACAGCCGCAGCCGGAAGGGGCAAACUGGAUGUGUGCCGUCUGCUUUUGGAGCAAGGGGCAGCAGUGGCCCAGCCAAACCGCAGAGGAGCAGUGCCUCUAUUCAGCACUGUUCGCCAGGGCCAUUGGCAGAUUGUUGAUCUUUUACUGACCCAUGGAGCUGAUGUCAACAUGGCAGACAAGCAGGGUCGUACUCCCCUGAUGAUGGCUGCUUCUGAAGGCCAUCUAGGAACCGUGGACUUCCUCCUAGCACAAGGUGCCUCCAUUGCCCUGAUGGACAAAGAAGGGCUAACAGCCCUUAGCUGGGCUUGCUUGAAGGGCCAUCUCUCAGUAGUACGCUCUCUGGUGGAUAAUGGAGCUGCUACAGACCAUGCAGACAAGAAUGGCCGUACCCCACUGGACCUGGCAGCUUUCUACGGCGAUGCUGAGGUGGUCCAGUUCCUGGUAGAUCAUGGGGCCAUGAUUGAGCAUGUUGACUACAGUGGAAUGCGUCCUUUGGAUAGGGCAGUCGGUUGCAGAAACACGUCUGUUGUAGUAACUCUACUGAAGAAAGGAGCCAAAAUAGGUUGUCAGACGUUACCGAGUCGCCCACGAGGUCCAGCCACAUGGGCGAUGGCCACCUCCAAACCAGACAUCAUGAUCAUCCUGUUGAGCAAGCUGAUGGAAGAGGGGGACAUGUUUUAUAAGAAAGGGAAAGUAAAGGAGGCUGCCCAGCGCUACCAGUACGCUCUGAAGAAAUUCCCUAGAGAAGGGUUUGGUGAGGACUUGAAAACCUUCCGGGAGCUAAAAGUGUCUCUCCUCCUCAACCUCUCUCGAUGUCGCAGGAAAAUGAACGAUUUUGGAAUGGCGGAGGAAUUUGCUACUAAGGCCCUGGAGCUGAAACCGAAAUCUUAUGAAGCAUACUAUGCGAGAGCAAGGGCAAAACGAAGCAGCAGACAGUUUGCAGCAGCCCUAGAGGACCUGAAAGAGGCCAUCAAGCUAUGUCCAAACAACCGUGAGAUCCAGAGGCUUCUGAUGCGAGUGGAGGAAGAGUGCAGACAGAUGCAGCAGCAGCAGCAACAGCAACCACCACCCGCACCCCAGCAGCCUCCGCAGGAGUUGCCAGAGGAAGAAACAGAGCCUGAGCCCCAGCAUGAAGAUAUAUACUCUGUACAGGACAUAUUUGAGGAGGAAUACUUGGAACAAGAUGUUGAAAAUGUUUCUAUUGGCCUCCAGACAGAGGCUCGCCCCAGUCAGGGGCUCCCAGUAAUCCAGAGCCCACCCUCCUCUCCAGCCCAUCGGGACUCGGCCUACAUCUCUAGCUCACCUCUUGGCUCUCAUCAGGUUUUUGACUUCCGGUCCAAUAGUUCUGUAGGUUCCCCCACUAGACAAGGUUAUCAGUCCACUUCGCCUGCUCUUUCUCCAACUCACCAGAACUCUCAUUACAGGCCUAGCCCACCACAUACUUCCCCAGCUCAUCAGGGUGCAUCUUACCGGUUCAGCCCACCUCCUGUGGGAGGGCAAAGCAAGGAAUACCCUAGCCCUCCCCCUUCCCCUCUCCGUAGAGGCCCUCAGUAUAGGGCCAGUCCUCCAGCUGAGAGUAUGAGUGUCUAUAGAUCCCAGUCUGGCUCACCUGUACGCUAUCAGCAAGAAACAAAUGUGAGUCAGCUUCCUGGCAGACCAAAAUCUCCACUAUCCAAGAUGACCCAGCGGCCCUACCAGAUGCCUCAGCUUCCAGUGGCAGUUCCCCAGCAAGGUCUCAGGCUACAGCCUGCCAAGGCCCAGAUUGUAAGAAGUAACCAGCCUAGCUCAGCAGUUCAUUCAAGCACUGUAAUCCCAACUGGAGCCUAUGGUCAAGUAGCCCAUUCAAUGGCCAGUAAAUACCAAUCUUCACAAGGAGACAUGGGAGUAAGUCAGAGCCGAUUGGUUUAUCAGGGAUCAAUAGGGGGGAUUGUAGGAGAUGGGAGACCUGUACAGCAUGUCCAAGCCAGUCUGAGUGCUGGUGCCAUCUGUCAGCAUGGAGGAUUGACCAAAGAAGACCUGCCACAGCGACCCUCCUCUGCCUAUCGAGGUGGUAUGAGGUACAGCCAGACACCACAGAUUGGGCGUAGCCAAUCAGCGUCAUAUUAUCCAGUCUGUCACUCAAAACUAGAUCUGGAGCGUUCCUCCAGCCAGCUGGGUUCCCCCGAUGUGUCACAUUUAAUCAGAAGACCUAUCAGUGUCAACCCUAAUGAAAUCAAGCCCCACCCACCAACUCCCAGGCCGCUGCUGCACUCGCAGAGUGUGGGCCUGCGCUUUUCUCCAUCCAGCAAUAGCAUCUCAUCCACCUCCAACCUGACUCCCACCUUCCGGCCUUCUUCUUCAAUUCAGCAAAUGGAGAUCCCACUAAAACCGGCAUAUGAUAGGUCAUGUGAUGAGCUAUCACCAGUAUCUCCCACUCAGGGAGGUUACCCUAGUGAGCCUACCCGAUCCAGGACCACACCAUUCAUGGGGAUCAUAGAUAAAACAGCCCGGACUCAACAGUACCCCCACCUUCACCAGCAGAAUCGGACCUGGGCAGUCUCAUCAGUGGAUACGGUUCUCAGUCCCACGUCUCCAGGCAACCUGCCUCAGCCUGAAUCCUUCAGUCCACCAUCAUCCAUCAGCAACAUUGCCUUUUAUAACAAAACCAACAAUGCACAGAAUGGCCAUUUGCUGGAGGACGAUUACUACAGCCCCCAUGGGAUGCUGGCUAAUGGGUCUCGUGGAGACCUCUUGGAAAGAGUCAGCCAGGCCUCCUCUUAUCCUGAUGUGAAGGUGGCUCGGACCCUACCAGUGGCUCAGGCAUACCAGGACAACCUGUACAGGCAAUUGUCUCGGGACUCUCGACAAGGGCAGACAUCGCCUAUCAAACCAAAGAGACCAUUUGUGGAGUCUAAUGUUUAAGAGACAUUUGUUGGAGUGAGACCCAUAUGUUUUCACUGCACAUUUUCAGGCUUGGUUUCCACAUCUGAGGUAGUUCUCUGGCUUAAUUUCUCAUGUAGUUUCUGUGUGGUGUUCAGAGGUGACAGCCCACAUGUUGAAAUCCUUUGCAUGCAGCUGACUGGGAAGCUGGCCUCUGGUGAGCCAGGACUUCAGUUUCUCGGGUCCGUGCCCCAGCCACAUGCUCUCUCCCUCUCUUCCAACACCAACGAGGAGAUUUCGUGCCGUGAGCUUUAACCAGGGAGAUCAGACAUACUGGUCGGCUUUUUCCAGGAGACAAUCGCUUUCACUGAUGUUCUUGUUGUGUGAAUGUCUUUUUCCUUUUUAAAAAAGUAAGAUGUUCUUGUUUGUUUUCUUCUAGAAGCGUUAGGACACGUGUGAUGCCUUUCUGUCCUUGCAUCCUUCCUCAGUGUUCACAUGGCCAGCCCCAAUGCAUCGCUGUGCCAUGGUCUUCUCCCCAGACUCCAGCUCCCUGCAGGUGGCAGCUCUAGAAUCUUCAUUUACUUUAUUGCUGGUCCUCCUCUGGGACAAAGGGGUCUAGGGAGAGUGAGAGAGAAAGAGUAAGAGAGAAAGGAAGAAAGAAGGAAGGAAGGAAAGAGAAAGAAAGAAAGGAAGAGAGAGAGAGAAAGAAAGACGCUAAAUUGAUUGGAAGAAAAGCCCACUAUAAUUAUCUGAAAUGUUACUAUGUUGGUUUUCCAAGAAGUGUUUGGGGAACUUUUAAUAAACAUCCAGCCCUGAUUAGCCAAGGAAAUUCCAGGAGAACUGUUGGUAUUUUUAAAGUACUCACCAAGAGGUAUUCUCUAGGCUUUAACUAACAGCCACUAAAGGCUGCUGAUUUUCCACGGCUAGAGAAGGGAAUAAGUAUGGAGAAAGGAGGAGAAAGGGGGAAAGAUUGUUCUUGCUUCUCACCAAGAGAAAGCUGUGUCAAGUCUGCAUUUUAGAUCACAAAAAGCCCCGAACAACCUCUGAGGUCUGGCUGCUGUCCCUACUCGAUGCACUUUCACCUGGAGCCAGACUGCGUUCAGCUGACGUUCAUUGUCUCAAACCAAGAUGGUAGGGUAAAGAGUUUCUUCCAGAACCUGCUUGGGUUCUCUUGGGACUGUAAGACCCAUCCCAGGGUUUCCACCCAGGCCACUACAUUCCAUGCUGGCUGUUAACUAAUUGCAUUUUAAGACCUCUGGUUUCAUUAUUCUCUGUUAAAGGAAUUGUCUCUUUUAUCUAGGAGUAUUAAAUGGUAAUCUUUGAAAAUCAGAAACAGCCAAAAGUGUUACAGAUUGCUCUGAGCACUGGGUAGGGGCAUGAGAUUGGUAGUAGGCCUUUUCCUCCCUCCGUUUCCAUUCGUCUUGUGGCUGUUUGCUAACCUGAUUUUUGAAAAGCUGAGACAACUGUGAGGUAGGCAUCAAGGACACAGGAACCAAAGCUGUAGCACAGUACCAUCUCUGGGAGCACUCAGUUCUCAAAACCAAGCCACAGGCACAGCAAAGUAACCAUGUUGCUUGUUGCUACCAUGUUCUUAGGGAGCAUUUCUCACUAGUGAAGGGCUGCAGGAAGGACAGUUUCUUGAACCAAAUCCAGCUGUGAUCUGUUUGGAAUGCAGUUCUCUGAUAGGAUCUGAAGUCAUGCAGAGCAUGACACUGAAAUCAGAAACCUUUCAUCACUGAUUUAGACUCUGCCAGUAGAUGGACCCCAGGCCCCCCAAGCCUAAAACAGAUCAGAAUUCAUCUCUGUAAGCAGAACUGCUUUUACUCUGAUAUAGAACUGCCCCAUCCUCCUAGACUAGGAUAGGCACUGGUUAUUUCUCCCUACCUGACCAUCCACCUGUCUUUAUCUUCAUCUCUCCCAUCUGGAAGAAGCUUAUAGCUGUGGGGUCAGCCUAUAGCUGGGAACCGCAGCCUCUCGAGUCCCCUUGUGGCCUGGACACAGCUCUGCUGGUCUCUGCAUCACAUUGUAUCUUACCUGAACCACCUCUGAGGGAGCUCCUACAGUUCAUUAGUAAAGUGUUCCCGCCUGUUUGGAAAGCCGCCCUUACCACCUUAUCUGCCCAGGUGGGUUAGAAUGCCAUGCAGUCCUAAAAAUACACCACAGCUGCCACUAUUACCCAGGGUCCUUCAUUUUCCCAGGAAAAGUAAGAGAGUUAGCGUCUCUACCCCCACCUGAAAUAGCAGUGUCAAACCACAAUUAUUUCCUGUCCAUUGUGAGAGAGAGUGCAUGCCACUACUGGAGCGAGCGGGUUUUGACUAAAGACCACCGAUGGGAGCUUCCUGAGGCAGGAGACAAGCAUCUUCCCUGGAUGCAGACUGCCUGCCCUGCUUUGCUACUUCACUGCCAUGGUUGAUCUUAGUACUGUAUUUUAAAUGUGCCCCUCCCUUCCCAACAAUGAACAUUUGCCAGACACAUAUGGCUUCAGGAUGGAAGACAAAUCUUAAAUGAAACUGGCAAAUUCUUAUCACUCAAUUCACAUCACCCUUAAGUAGAGACAGGUGACAAACUUCAGCUUGUAGGUUUCUCACCCAAACAUGUUCCUUUGCCCCCAAUUCUUGCACUAGUGGGUUUCCAUCACAUCAUGUCUAUAAAUGGGUGCACUUUACUGUUUGAAUUUGUAACUCUGAUAAAUACUGGAUAUUUAAGUGUGAGUAAUGUCUUCAUUAGAAAUUAGAGUCACUCUUGUCUCUAGUGUGUUUUUCAAGAAAAACAAUACAAGGAAAGAAAUCAAGCAGUGGGCCACAGCAUUUAUAGCACAAGAAAUAACGUUGUAUAUAAGCCUCAAAGAGUAAGGAUUUUUAAACACAAGAAAACAUUUGCAGUGAUUUUAAAGUGCUUUUCCAGCAAUUUUCUUAGGGACUCCUGAGACAUGGUUCAUUUAUUUACUGGAUCAGUAAGGCACACAAGUAACAAUUAAAAUUAUUGUUUAUUUACAAAGUAAAGGGAAAACCUCUGUAACAUGAGAAUUCGGCAUGGACAAAUGGAGAUCAUUUUGUAUCUGCUGUUGUGUCUGUCCAGGUUGCAGUCGUGCACUAUUAGUCCCAAGUUAAUAGAGCACAACCCCUCUCGUUCCUCUCCCAGGUGCCCCUUUCUAGAUGUGUUUAACUUAAACUUGAUGGCUCAGGAAAAUUCCACUCAUUAGAAUUGUGUACAGUAUCCCAGGUUGUUGCCCAGAUAUCCAAGUUUGCUGAUUUUAGUUAAGCCUGGAUUAUCACUUUUCCUAAAUUAUUAUAAACAGAACAGCUUAGAGAAAGGUGUUCUCCUCCCUUAUAUUGUAUAGUAGUUUAUGAUUCCCUCUAAAUAUUGGUAUUUUUAUAUUUCAGAGAUAUACCCAAUAGAAAAAUUUUAAACCAGUAUCUAAUUUAAUAUCCAUAAGUAUUUUUCCUUAGAGUUUAGUCAUAUGCAGUGGGAUAUGUGGAUGUCACUUGUGCUUCACCGUACUCUACCACUAGGUGUCACUGUGACUCUGCAUCAUACUUACCUGGUUACAAAGAAUGGCUUCGUGGAGCUGCUGCCAGUGCAGCUGGCGGGGGCCCACAGACUAGAGGUUCAGGAAGAAGUGAACACAAGCCUGAGGGGGCUUCCUGCAGCCAUGCCCCUGUAGCGAGGCAGACUCUGGACACCACGUUUGCGAGGUUACAUUGUGCUCCCUUUCUCCCCGUUAGAAACCGUUCCUCUCAGUUCACUCAGCCUCCGGCCUUUAUAACUCCAGAAGAAUCACAGUUGGGUGGUUGAUUAAAGAUGGUUAUUUUUCUACUGCAGAAAUGCCUUGGACAAAACCAGUUGCUCACUGAAUCUUUGCCACACAAUGGAACAGGCUCCCCAGGUGGCAGGAUAUGCUGCCUCUGUGCCCAUCUCUUGUUGAGCCUCUGAACGCUCAGCAGCCCCACCCACCCUACCUGUCUGCCCUCAGGCUGCCCAGUUCUCAAGAAGGGGUCUUCUACCGCCUUUAUUCUGAGGGCCAUACUGCCCUGCCUCGUGCUUGUUGAGAGGUGUGACUUCUCCUUUUCCUCUGGGAAUUCCAGACUGACCAUCUACCAUGACUAACAAUGAACAAAGGGCUUAGGGUAAGAGCUACCUACAAAGACGCGUCAUGGAAACCUUCACCAUGCAAUGCCUUGAACUCAGCUCUGGCUGCUCCCAAGAAAAGGCAGCUGGCUAGGGGCCUGGACACAAGCACAACGGGGCUGGUGGAGCCACUGUGCAGAGCUACUUGAAUAUUCACUGGGUCUUCAUCAACUCUUUUUGUAAUACAGACCACUCAAGGGCUGAAGUGUUGGUAACCUUCAUUUCGGUGUCCAAUGCCUCACAGCAGCUGAGCCACCCUGAGAUGCUUGUGGCCACGUGAUGGCCACAGUCAGAGCUUUGAAAGUCAGUACCAAAUGAACGUAUAAUUGGACACCAAAAAUCAAGUGUUACUCUCAUGUUUCCUCACCCUGUCAUCUCAUUUCUUCCUGCUGACUAUCGUGAUCCCUACACUAAGCUGACCAGUCAGGCUACAGCUGGCUGCACACAGAUGCCAGCCAGCACCAUCUCCUGGUUUCAGAUAGACCUACUCCGUGGGAAGGACGUGGCCUAGCUGCUUUGUUUCUGUAGCACUUGAUGGCUGGAUUUUUUCCUUUGCUAACCACUAACCAGAAAAUCUGGCUAGGACUCAACUCACUCCCUUCAAUCCCCAGGACCAGACAGAGAGUUAAUUCUGGAAAAUUCCGUACUUGAAUGUACCUGCCUUACUGUGUACCCAUUCACUGGGGGAGGGGGGAUUAGAGAUGUUGGCUCUAGAUAUCCACUUCAUUCAAAGUUAUUUUGGAAAUCCUGUAAGUUCUACUUCCUGUCCUGCUUUGCUUUUUUGCUUUGCUUUGCUUUGCUUUGCUUUGCUUUGCUUUGCUUUGCUUUGCUUUGCUUUGCUUUGCUUUGUUUGUUUUGUUCCUGACAUUUGACUGAUUCCUGCUGAGUUGGGCCGGUUCCCUGUGGGGCCCAGGGCAGGUGCCAUUCUCAGGCAUGGCCUCCCUUCCAUCUAGCACAGCAUCUGUCUCUCUGUUCUGUCUCCUCCAAACCCAAGAUGAUUUUAAUUAGUACAGACAUGUACAGUCUACAAUUAAAGAGUGAUUUGUACUAAUAUGAUUUUGAUUAUUCCUCUUUGCUGUCCUUUCAAGACACUUGCUGGAAAAAGCUUUAAUGCACUUAGUUUUCCUUUAGGUUUUCUAUAACUCAGAUGUAAAGGACUUUCUCUGUACAGUAUAUUAUCCAAUGCAUGUUUGUUCUCUAUCCUGAUAUAUCAAACACCACACGGUCGUGAACUCGUGCAGUGGGGAUGACCCACACCCAGCGGAGGCCUCCAGCCCCGUGAAUAAGGAAGACAUUUUCUCUACUGUACUUGCUUGAACAGUUUUAUUGUCUGUACAUGUGAGCUGUGUGAGAUAGAUGUGAAAAGUUCAAAUGAAUGCAUUUUCCUGCCCCAUGUAUACAGAGCGUCAUCUGUACAAUGAACUGUAUGUAUGAAAGCAAAUGUACGUAUUUAUAAAUGGUCAACACUUGGA
Messenger RNA from Mus caroli (Ryukyu mouse), 13119 nucleotides. It is a transcript of the gene Tanc2, whose product is annotated as tetratricopeptide repeat, ankyrin repeat and coiled-coil containing 2. Gene Ontology annotation, biological process: regulation of dendritic spine morphogenesis. Lineage: Eukaryota; Metazoa; Chordata; Mammalia; Rodentia; Muridae. Gene Ontology annotation, cellular component: dendritic spine. Gene Ontology annotation, molecular function: protein binding. The record is from RefSeq and is a predicted model, not a curated record.